AUGGAAGUUGCGAAAAUGUUCGAACCCAUUUCCACUUAUUCUGUCCAAGGUUUCCUUUCCAGCGAUUUUGGCCCUGAAAAUGUUCUUGAAAUGCAUUCCAAUGUCGACUUGGAUUUCGUUUCCCCUGAAAAAGAUUUCAGUUUAGAUGUUCAAAUGGAGGAAGAAUCAUCAAUUCAGGGAAGGCCAGAAAGCUUAUUCGUAGCUGAACAAGAACAACAAUUAUCCUAUUUGAAGAAAAUUGAAGAUGAACUCAUGGACGAGGAAGAAAGUGGCUUAACAGAUCUGCUGCUUAUGGGAGCUGAAGCUGUUGAAUCAGGCAAUGUUGGUUGCGCUUCAAUGGUUGCUAUGAAGCUCAACAAUCUCCUGUCUUAUCAUGAAGAAACCCGCGAAAAUCCCGUUAACAGGUUAGCUCUGUACUUCACUCAGGGGCUACUUAACAAGAUUGAGCCAGAGCUUUUUGCUGCAGAGGAGCUGGAGGAAGAUCAUAAUCUGAAUUUUCAGGGGAGAAAUGCAAUUCUAGCCUUUCAAUUGCUGCAGGAGCUUUCACCAUUAGUGAAAUUUGCACAUUUCACAGCGAAUCAGGCAAUCCUGGAGGCGACAGAAGCUCACCAGGAGAUUCAUGUUAUCGAUUUCGAUAUCAUGGAAGGAAUUCAGUGGCCUUCUUUAAUGGUUGAUAUUGCUGGUCGAGGAGAUGGUAUUUCUCUUAGAAUAACAGCUAUAGUCCAUGACAAAAGAAGUUCUACUAGCAGUCACAUCCAUCGAACAGGCGACCGAUUACGUGAAUUUGCCAAUUCGAUCAAUGUUGCUUUCUCAUUUGACCAGAUUGUGAUAACAAAAGCAGAGGAUUUUGAAGGGAUUAAACAGGGGAAAGCAGCCCUGGUAGCAAAUUGUAUGAUGAAUCAGCUUCACAUGCCUAGUAGAAAAAGGUCACUGGUGAAAAUGUUUUUUAAUGGGUUGAAGAAAUUGGCCCCGAAAAUGGUUGUUUUAGUCCAAGAAGAGUUAUUCAACUUCUGUAAAGUACAGAACAUGUCAUUUGUGGAGUUUUUCUUUCAGGCAUUAAACCAUUAUUCUGCGCUCUUAGAUUCCAUUCGUAGCGGAUUUUGUCGCGGAGGCUACGAAUUCGCAUUCAGUGUGAUAGAAAAAGAGUUCCUGAGAAUGAGAAUCCUGGAUUGUAUGAAACAAUUUCCAUGUGGAAUGACAGAUGAAUUGAGGACAGAUAAUCCUUUUUCCAGGGAAGUUGGAUUCAGGGCAAUCUCAAUGAGUUCAUGUAAUGUUACUCAAGCAAGGCAUUUGGUGAGUUUGUUCAAUGGAGAUUUUUGGGUGCAAAAUGAACCGUAUCGGUUGAAUUUGUGCUGGAAAUCAAGGCCCUUGACCACUGCUUCCAUUUGGGUUCCUACUGCCUAGCUGGAGACUAGUAGUAGUAGUCUUCCUAGGUCAUAGAGACAUUGUUUGUGUAUGUUCGUAUCAGUUUUACUU
This is a messenger RNA of Oldenlandia corymbosa var. corymbosa, 1476 nucleotides long. Lineage: Eukaryota; Viridiplantae; Streptophyta; Magnoliopsida; Gentianales; Rubiaceae. The record is from the annotation of a GenBank genome assembly.